This is a messenger RNA of Acanthaster planci (crown-of-thorns starfish), 2989 nucleotides long. RefSeq lists its product as uncharacterized. Lineage: Eukaryota; Metazoa; Echinodermata; Asteroidea; Valvatida; Acanthasteridae. The record is from RefSeq and is a predicted model, not a curated record.
GAUGAUUAUACAUGUUUCGUAUCAACCAACCACAUAACGUAGGCGCCAUUAUUAUGCAAAUUUGCGACAGAGAAAGAAAGGAGUACGGUACAUGAUAUGCUUGAGAUUUGAAUGGUGUUUGUUUUACUGUUAUUGGAAUCCAUGUGCCGUUGCUGAAAUGAAAGUAGGCCUACAUGGACGAAUUCCGCCCAACCCAGCCGGGAACUGAACAAUGGAGUGUACAAGGUCACCGAAGGGAUUUUGUGGAGCGAUGCAACCAUUGAACUUAUAAAAACGGAAGCCGGUGGCACAUCGUAUUGAAACUCCAGUACGGUAUACUGACUAACACUGACGCACGAUGUGAGGUAUUACAACGUGGGUGAGACUGACGAUGAGGUUUUUCUUUUUGUGCCUUGGCGCAGGACGUGUGGCUUGCGAAAAAAGUCGAAAAUUUGCCAGGAUUCGACGAGUUGUGACCAUUCCGUGCUUUCCCAUAUAGGCGGGAACAAAAGGGGGACUUGGCAGGGUCGUUUGCAACAACAUUCGAGAUGGCCUACAAGCAAGGCGUCGCCCUGGGGGCCAGCGUGAGCCUUUUCCUAGGCUCAGUGGCCCUACUUGGCAUGUACUUGGCCUGCAGCUCCGUCUCCUGCCAAGCCGUGGGGUACUCGUUCGCAUCGCCAAUCUGGACCAGCGUCCUGAUUUUGGCGACUGCUCUCGUGGGUAUAUUCAUGUCAGCGACGAAGUCGGAGAAAGGAUGCGGUGGCCUCUUCCUCUUUCUCAGCAUUUUUGGCAUGCUAGCCACCAUGGCCUGCGUGUGCACCACCAUCAACGCCUACGUAUGGGAGAUGUGGCUUUCCUUGUGGUCCUCCGGGACCUACUGGACUUAUAACACCACCGAGGCCAGUACGACCACACUGGAAGGGUCGACCCCGGUCGGCAACGGGGUUGGCAUCGUUCUGUGGCUGGCCAUGAUGAUUGGAGCGUUCGUAUUGUGCAUCGUGACGUGCGUGACGUCUUACCAGUACUGCUGCUGCUGUCAAGAGCCGUGGGUUGUGCAAGAGAGAAUCAUUUUGGUGAACCAAGGAAACGCAGCCUGCCCUCAGAACAUCGUCUUGGAAAACACAAACACGAUCGUGAACCAGCAGGCACCCCAGCCCGUGGUUUUCACCACCCUUCCCCCGGGAGGCGGCCAAUUUGUACAUCAGCAGCAGUUCCCCGUUCAGCAGCCCUACCACCAGCCCGUGCAGUUAAACCAGCCGCCUUCCUACCCACAGCCGGUACCCCCGCCCUACGCCGCCGUCGGCACGGCUCCCGUCUCCCAGCCCAGCCCGGUGAUGGCGCCUCCUCCUGUGGCGCAGCCGAGCGCACCGCCGGCUCCUCAGGCGACCCCGACUGGGGCUUUUCCGCCACAGUCAGGACCGGCGCAACCGCAGCCUGCCCCCACUAACCUGACCCUGUCUCACCCGCUCCCUCCAAGUGCGGCGGAGCCCGGCCGCCCCGGACCCAGCAACAACAUCACCGUGAUAAGCGACGGCGGCCCGCCUCCAAGCACUUACCAACCGUUGAUCCACGAAACUCAGACGAGGGCGCCGGACAUACAGCACACCUACGACCAAACGGCCCACACCGGCGACGACAACAUGGACUACACCUACAUCGACGCCCAGUCCCCGGGCACAAAUAUGACAGCCCACCGCAGCAACUACGACCGAGCGCCCGCCCCGUCACCAACUGCUGGCAGCGGAAAUGACCCCCAGGGGGACAGCGACAUAAAUAGCAGGCUGUACGCCUACGUGGACGACCCGUCAGAGGAUUACGACGAAAUUAAGGUCGAUUCAAAUGUUUACGCCACAGCACCCGUCGAAUCCUCAGACUACGUGAACGAGGACGUCGGGAAACGUCCCAAAACUCGAAAUCCAAAGAAGUCCAAGUAAAUUAUUGAUGGCACCCGCUGACAAAUCUGAAUCGCACUGGCCAGCCGGCCCCGGCAAGAUCGGUGGUAGUGUGUAUAAGACAGCUACACUCGUAAGCAGGAGGUCGUGGGUUUGAGUCCCACCCUAGCAGGCUUGUGAGUUUAUUUCACAAGCUCUAAGACAAACACCGAGUUUCAGUGAACAGAGACACUGUCGUGCGUACACAAUACAAGGACUUUUUUUGGGGGGGUUCGAACCUCUCUGUCCCCCUUUUUAUGUUUAUCAUUUUUUGGUUAGUAUAAGCUGAAACUUUGUUCUAGAUUGCAGUUCUCGGGAUCUGCAGAUUAGUGUUAAUUCAUGCUGCGCCUGCAAACUUGACCAAACUGUGGAAGUUGUAAAAAUAUAACUAAUUUUUUUUUAUGAGAUUUAAACUGGUUACGGUGUUUAAUUAAACAAAUAAUAUUUCACUGUUAUCAUUAAUAGACAGCAUUCUUUCCUUCGGAACUGCUUGCCAGAUGAAUACCCAGUGUCUUUUCCUGCUGAUCUCAGUGUGACGUGUAAACUGAUAUAACCUAUCGCAAGAAAACGCAGUUGAUAUCCAUGAACAAGUAUGGAGAUCUUUGCUCUACCUGAAACCCCCAUUUUCACAAUUUUAUCUUUUGAACGAUGGGCACUGAAGAGAGUCCAUAAUUAUAGCUUUACACAAAAAUCAUUAAAGAUUAAAAAAAUGACAAUCAUCAUUGAUUAAAAUUCAACAAACAUUAAAGAACGCGGUAAUCUUAAAACGACUCGUGCAUCAAACAACAAAAGGGCCAAAGCCCUUUCGACACCUUGUCUUAUACCUUCACUUUUGACAAAAUAUGGACAGGGAAAAGGGUGUUUCUUUCCAGCGAUUGGUAGCAAUUAGUCGAUACAUGUAAUUAUUUUGAUCGAUUUUAUUUCAUAUAUCAAUCCAGGGUAAGCCGCGACAGUAAAUGCCGCUUUAAUGAAUUAAAUUAACAUAUUUAUAACUCUACAUGUAUUUACAGUAUACAUACUUGAUUUUAGAGAAAGAUAUAACCCAAAAUCAUAAAACUAAACACAUCGGUGAAACUAAA